Messenger RNA from Mixia osmundae IAM 14324, 882 nucleotides. RefSeq lists its product as uncharacterized. The record is from RefSeq and is a predicted model, not a curated record. Gene Ontology annotation, cellular component: spindle midzone; cytoplasmic microtubule; microtubule plus-end. Gene Ontology annotation, biological process: spindle assembly; regulation of microtubule polymerization or depolymerization; protein localization to microtubule plus-end. Gene Ontology annotation, molecular function: microtubule plus-end binding. The coding region runs from base 1 to 882 and encodes 293 amino acids. The transcript has 6 exons. NCBI's taxonomy places the organism in Eukaryota, Fungi, Basidiomycota, Mixiomycetes, Mixiales, Mixiaceae.
AUGGUCGGCGAAUCACGCCAGGAGCUCUUGACCUGGUGCUCGGAGCUUCUGCAGCUCAACAUCACCAAGAUAGAGUCUUGCGGGACCGGUGCAACCUACUGCCAGAUAUUCGACUCGGUCUACCAGACCGUACCGCUCAACAAAGUCAAGUUCAACGCAAAGUCUGAAUACGAAUAUGUGGACAACUUCAAGAUCCUGCAAGCAGCUUUCAAGCGACACAAGAUUGACAAGCCUAUACCGGUUGAGCAAUUGAUGAAAUGCAAGAUGCAAGACAAUUUGGAGUUCAUGCAAUGGUACAAGCGAUGGUGGGAUCAGUUCUAUCCGGGAGGCGACUACGAUGCCGUCGCAAGACGGAAAGGCCAGCUCACAAACUCUGCUGCUCCGACGAUGAGCCACAACAGAACAGUCUCAUCUGCUUCUUCUGCUCACACGCGUGCAAGUGCGACUGCGCCCGCACCGGCGGCCGCUCGAGCAGUCGCACGACCAGGAGCAGCUAGCGCGCGUGCGCCCCUGACAACCGCGACGACGCGUGCACCCGCAGCUUCGACGGCGACGGUUGCUCAGACUGCACAACUCAAGCGAGACCUCGAAAACCUCACUGCAGAUUACACAGACCUGGACGAACGUCACACCGCACUGGAGAAAGAACGCGAUUUCUACUUUGAGAAACUGCAAGACAUCGAAUCGCUCGUGACCAACAGACUCGAAUCUGGCGUCGGGGAGAUCUCAGAGAGCGAACAAGGCAGCCUGGAAGCGAUACAGAAGAUCCUGUAUUCUACUGCGCCGGGAUUCGAACUGCCUGUAGAGGGACUGAGCGUGGAAGACGAUGGCGAUCCUCGCUUGCUCGAUGAAGACGAAGAAAAUCUCGAAGAGACGUACUAG